UGAAUAGGCAAUGUAAACAUAUCCUCUACACAAACUGACCUAGGCCAGGAAAUCCGAGGACGUAACUGACCUAAGUAAAUCCCCAGAAAAGCAUCCCAGGUCUUGGACAAUAUUAAGAAUGAAUAAGUAACCCAGUCAUUUCAACGGAAUGGAUCCAAAUAUCGUUAGUUAAGUCGUUCGAAAAAUAAAGCAUUCCGUCAAUUGCUAGUCGUAGUCUUCGCUAAACUUUUCAGUUUAUAUCAGUUAGAAUUGCAUAUUGUAUUUAGAUUCCUGCAACAAUUGGGCAUAAGCUAAGGCAAAUUAACCAUGCAUACUUCCCAACAUCGCUCGCUUAAACUAUAAAUGGUUGUGAAAUGUAGAGUGUUUGAGUAGGACUUUAAAUAAGAAAUCGUAGUUGACUAUAUCAUUACUACCAGUGCUUUCUCCAAAAAUUCCUUAGUUAAGAUAGGCAUUACGUCUACAAAUUAAAUGACGCAAACAAGACUGUAGUUGUCUGGCCAGAAAUUAAAUAUUAACAGUGAGCAGUGAAAAAUUAAGAAAGUGCGCUAUACAAACAUACAAAAUUAUUAAAAGUGCUGGAAAAUGUGAAAAAAUUGAAAUCUGAAUUGAAAACGUGCGAGUAUUGAGUUAAAAAACUGUUUAAAUGUUCUCCACACUGGCUUUGCCGCAUUGAACCUGGCAUCAUUUCUCUCAUCUAUGCGCAACUAAUUUGCAAUGAUGAGUUAUCAGAAAGGUCUCAAGGAUCCAAACUUGGACAGGCACACCAGUAAAGCCAAGUCCCGGCAUUUCACGGUCAACGGUCUUCUGAGUGCCAAUAACACGCUCCAGCAGCAGCAGCAGAACCAGUACAACCUGCAGCCAUCGAAUGACAGUCGCAACAUCUACAACAACCCCUAUAUUCCGCCGCAGCAGCAGCAGCAGCAGCAGCAGCAACAGCAGCAACAGCUGCAGCAGCAGACGCAGCGCACCGCCCACCUGUUCAAGGCGCUAGCUGCCUCCGCUGGCGGCACCAACAGCCUGACCCAUCCCUACGACUUCUCCAACUCAUCGUCCUCCUCCAACGCCAACAAUGAGAACCAGGGAUCAUCCUCGUCGGAAGCGGAAAACGCCUUCCUAACUCAUAAUAACGGUGAGUCUCUAAUGGGGAAUGGACUUUACACUGGGUGUACGCCUUGCGUUUCAUUGUUAAUUAAUUAUUGAUAAAUAUGGGUAUAG
Molecule: messenger RNA, 1215 nt
Organism: Drosophila simulans
Lineage: Eukaryota; Metazoa; Arthropoda; Insecta; Diptera; Drosophilidae
Product: vacuolar protein-sorting-associated protein 36
Exons: 4
Coding region: 715-1200 (161 amino acids)
Source: RefSeq, a predicted model, not a curated record